Molecule: messenger RNA, 1422 nt
Organism: Limulus polyphemus (Atlantic horseshoe crab)
Lineage: Eukaryota; Metazoa; Arthropoda; Merostomata; Xiphosura; Limulidae
Product: ragulator complex protein LAMTOR1-like
Exons: 5
Coding region: 176-673 (165 amino acids)
Biological process (GO): positive regulation of MAPK cascade; regulation of receptor recycling; endosomal transport
Cellular component (GO): late endosome membrane; Ragulator complex; lysosome
Molecular function (GO): molecular adaptor activity; guanyl-nucleotide exchange factor activity
Source: RefSeq, a predicted model, not a curated record
UAAAAACUGUGGGGAGCACAGUCAUAUGACAAUACAUGGCUUUAUGCGUAACGUAAUGUGUUUGUCGUUUUAUCGGUUUCGUGCUUUAGCGUAUGUAAAAAUUAUUAGUAUUCAAACUUAUCCAUAAACUGCAUUUCAAAAGUUUUUAUCUGUUACUGUUAGUUCAGAAAAUAUUAUGGGUUGUUGUUUCAGCAAUGAUGAUGACAAAGGCUCACAGGUUGGAGACCCGCAUGAAAGAACAACACUUCUGGGGAAUCCUGUAAGCAACUCUUCAACCAGACCUGGCUGUGAUGAUUAUGGAAGUGGAAUGAAAUAUCCACAUAAUCAGAGAGCAGAUGAGCAGUCUGCACUUAAUAGAAUACUUCAUGAAACUGCUACGAAUGUGAUUGAUGUAUCAGCUAUGAAUUCCCACCUAGAACAACAUGAAUAUCUAGACAGAGCUCGCCAGUACAAUCAGAGAGUUGCAGCCACUGCUCAAAAAUAUACAUAUCCACAAAAAAGACCAUCCUUAUUGUUAGACCUUCCAGCAACAGAAAAGAAUCUUUCAGCCAGUCCAAUACCCCAAAAAGAUCUGAAAUUGCUUAAGAGUGCUUGUGAAAAUGCUGUUAAUGCACUUCAAGAGAUCAAAGUGCAGCACCAGGAGGAACUAGUAGUUCAGUUUGGAAUUCCAUGAAUUGCUUGUCAACAUCAUAUCAAUUGCUGAAUUCAGAGAUUCAUGUAAUUGUACAGGUAAUAUGGAAUGAUUAGUCUUCAUUAGUGGAUUCCCUCCACUACAACCAAGUGACAUUUUUGAACAUUUAGCAUUCUUGACCGAAUUGACAAAAAUCCGCUAACAACUUUUGAGAAAGAUCUUAAUUUUUUAAAGGGUUUUUUAAAACUAAGUGCUGCUUUAGACAUUGGUGUACAAAUUAUGCCGGAUAAUAAGAUAAAGCUAAGCUCUAGGUUUUUUUUUUUGUUAUGUUACUUUAUUAUUGUUGAAUAUAUGUUGUAGACCUUAUUAUGUUCAAGAAAAUGUUUUGAAAGAAAUAAUUUUGCAAAUCCAACAAAUAAAUCAUUUAAAUAAUCAUAAGCAAAAUAAUAUAAUAUUGCAUAGUUUUGUGACACUAUAUAUACUUUUUAAUACAAAUAAAUGUUUUUAAAGUACAAUGACAGUAUGACGUGCUCCAAACUGUGAUUGUUCAUUUUCUUUCCUUUUUAUGAUAUCAGUGUUCCAGUUGGCAACUGACUAAGUGCAACAUUGUUUGUUAAAUCUAAGUCCAAAUGUUUGAGCAUGUUUCUGAAAGUGCCAUUAAAAGGAACUGUUAAAUACAUUUAUAUAGAAUCAUGGAGGGCAUGUGUAAUUUGUACUUAAAUUGUCCUAUGCCUGAUGACAGAUUCUAUUUGAUUCUCAUGCUAAUAAAUAAAUUCAAACAUGUAUUAAAA